Galdieria sulphuraria is the source of this 805-nucleotide messenger RNA. RefSeq names its product electron transfer flavoprotein beta subunit. The record is from RefSeq and is a predicted model, not a curated record. The coding region runs from base 28 to 777 and encodes 249 amino acids. Gene Ontology annotation, cellular component: cytosol. NCBI's taxonomy places the organism in Eukaryota, Rhodophyta, Bangiophyceae, Galdieriales, Galdieriaceae. Gene Ontology annotation, molecular function: electron transfer activity. The transcript has 5 exons.
UUGUUUCUUUGAAUCGCCAAGGUCAUCAUGAAGGUCUUAGUGACUGUAAAACGUGUGGUUGACUAUGCGGUUAAAGUUAGGGUCAAACCAGACGGUUCGGGAGUAGAUCUUAGUAACACUAAAAUGUCUAUGAACCCGUUUUGUGAAAUAGCAGUAGAAGAAGCGGUCAGAUUGAAAGAAGCGAAAGUUGCUUCAGAAGUUAUUGUCGCGAGUAUAGGACCUUCGCAGUCUUCAGAACAGAUUCGCACUGCUUUAGCUAUGGGUGCAGAUAGAGGCAUCCAUGUGGAGGUGGAAAAGGAACUACCUCCUCUAGUCAUUUCAAGAGCGUUAAAGUCUAUUGUAUUGAAGGAAAAGCCGAGUCUAGUAAUACUAGGAAAACAAGCAAUAGACGAUGAUUGCAACCAGACUGGUCAAAUGUUGGCGCAGUUUUUGGACUGGCCUCAGGGAACUUUUGCUUCGAAGGUUAAAGUUGUGGGUGAGAAGCUGCAAGUAACCCGAGAAGUAGAUAGAGGUUUAGAAACUCUGGAACUAAGGCUGCCCGCUGUUGUUACAUGUGACUUGCGUCUUAAUGAACCUCGUUAUGCUACUCUUCCCAAUAUUAUGAAGGCAAAGAAGAAGCCUAUUGAAAAGCUAGGUUUAAAGGAUUUGAAUUGUGAGCCUUCAUAUGGUCUACAAACACUGUCUAUUUUCGAACCACCUAAAAGACAGGGCGGCAAUAAAGUUGAAAGCGUCGCUGAGUUGAUUGAAAAAUUGAGAAAUGAAGCUAAAGUAAUUUGAAGGCACGGAAUAGUUACUUUACUGUGGU